UUCUCUUUCAAUUUCAAUUUUUUGGAAGUAUUCUCUGUAGAAAGAAAAAAGAGGUUUUUAAAUAGUGAAAUAGAUUAAAGAAAAUUAUCGGAAAGUCAAGGGUCACAAUGUGGAGAAAUGGUCGUUUUUUGUGAUAAUGAAAGAAACAACAGAAAACAUCGUUAGUGUCAAGAAAAUGUUUGCCAAGGUUCGAUCGAAAAUAAUAAAAGUUGGACAGAGAAAUUUUGGAAAAGUUGGCAUCAUCGGCGUUCCUUUCGAAAAAGGCCAGAGUAAAGCAGGAGUGGCGAAAGGACCAGAAGCUAUAAGAAACGCGGGACUUGUUGCAGAAUUAAGAACAGUUGGUCUAGACGUUCACGAUUAUGGAAAUAUAUCCUAUACACCGGAGGAAAUCCCAAAUGUUGACAACAUGUCUCAUUUGGGGGAAGUUGCGGCGUGUACGAAUCGAGUGUCACAACUUGUUCAGCAAGCUUUAAAAGAUCAAAGGCGGGUGGUUACUUUAGGCGGUGAUCACAGUGUUGGCAUUGGCACAAUAGAUGGGCACGUAAAAGUACAUGACGAUGUUGCUGUCUUGUGGGUCGAUGCACAUGCCGAUUUAAAUACAAAUAAGACAAGCGAAAGUGGAAAUGUUCACGGAAUGCCAGUUGCUCUCCUUACAUCGGAAUUAUCCGACUACUGGCCGCAUUUACCAGGAAUGGAUUGGCAAAAACCGAUGUUGUCGAUCAGGAACUUUGCGUACAUAGGACUUAGAUCUGUGGAUCGAUACGAAAGAUUGGUGAUUGAGAAAUUCGGAAUCACUGCCUUUGGAAUGGAGGAUGUUGAAACAUACGGAAUUCAUGACAUUGUUCACAUGGCUCUGAAUAAAAUUGAUCCCGAUCACGUUAAAUCGCUUCACGUCAGUUUUGACAUUGAUUCACUUGAUCCAUUAGAGGCUCCUAGCACAGGAACUCCUGUUCGUGGCGGAUUAUCCUUAAGAGAAGGAAUUCAUUUAAUGGAAGAAAUGUACAGAACGCGUAGAUUAAAUGCCGUGGAUUUAGUGGAAGUAAAUCCCGAAAUUGGAGACGAGCAUAAAGUAAAAUUAACAGUUGAUGCUGCAAUUCAAAUAAUUCAAGCAGGUGUUGGUUACUCAAGGCGUGGUUUAAAAGUGCCGAAAGGAAUUACUGACAUGCCCCUUCAGACUUUUAGAUAAUUCAAAUUACAAAGAUAUUUAUUAAGUUUUUAAUAUUAUUAAAUUACAAUAUGAUUAAUUCUUAGACUGAAAAAAUUCAUUUUUAAUUUACAAUUAUUAAUAAUAAUAAUAAUAUUUUUUCAAAAAUUACAAAUUCUCGAUUAUUAAAUUUAAAAACAUCAUCACAUUUUCGCGCCAUAGAAUUUCGUCCUUCUAAACAAAAUAUAACGACCUUUCCAUCAUAUUUAUUUAAGUAAAUUAGAAAUUUUCCUAAAGCUGAGGUGUCACAAUGCCUAAACACUUGUGCAAUCCUUUAAAAUUAUUUGAAAAUAUAAAGAAACGUAGUGAAAUAGUUUAAAAAUUUGUAAAUAAAACAAACAUCGAUUAAUAAAAUAUGGAUAAAUUGGACAUAACGAAUAAUUAUUCUCUAACAAAUAGUUAUUUUCUAUCAUCAACAACAAGUACAUAUCAUCUAGAGGAAGAAAUUGAUUUAAAUGAAAUUUUACUCGAAUACCGGUCACUUUUAAGCCUCACCAAUGACUCUGAGGCAUCGUCAUCAGUCAAGAAAAAGAAACGUCCUUCAACUAUUAUUGCUGGAAGUCACCUCAAUGAUGACUAUUGUGAUAUCAGUCAAAUAAGAAGAGAAAAAUCAUUUUUAGAAUUUGGAAAUAUUGUAAAUGAUUUACAUAUUUUUGAAAAGUCAUAUUUUAGAACAGAAAAUACAGAAAAUUCUUUGUUAUCAGGUAGAAUAGAAUUUUCAAACAGUUUCAAUCUAUCAAAUGAUUUUAAAACAAUAACAGAUAGUUUCGAGAAAAUAGAGAAUGAAUCAUGUCCAAGUUGGAUGAAUUUCAGUUAUGAUGAUUCUAAAUCAAUUAUAACCGAGUACAAUAAAAUCACUCCAGAUAUUAUAAUAUCUAAUGUUUCUGAGAAUAGUGUUGUACCCGAUAGUAAUGAUAAUAAAGAUAAUAAUGAUGAAUUUUCAAUAGCGAAUUCAAUGAAUUUGCUCAGUGUAGAUAACACUUUAAAUUUUUUUACUCGACGUAAAAAGGAACGCUAUUUUUUGUCGCCGAAGAAAUUAAUUGAAAAAUAUAAGUGCGUGGAAAAUACGAAAAUAAGAAAUUUAUCGUUAAAUGACGAUAAUCAAUCGAAAAAUUCUGAAUGUGAUUUAGAAGAAUAUAAAUUUUUAGAAACAGUUCAGAAAUUAUCAAAUUUUUGUCUCGAGGACGUUACAAUUGAAUGGCCCGCUCUGGAAGACAUUGAUCAAGACGACAGUGAAUUUUCAUUUAGUACAUCAACUCCAAAGGAAAAUGAAAAUUCUUUUUCAGACGUAUUUGCAGAUUUGAGUCCAGUGAAAAAUGUAGAUGAAGAAAAUAAUCACUCUCCAUCUUACGGAGUAAGUUCUCAACGGUAUUUUUCUCGCAGAAAAGGCUUAAAAUAUUUUAGUACUCCUUGUAAAUAAUUAAUAUUACAAACGUACUUCUAGAUUUAAUUUUAAUUUUUUUUAAUCUCAAUAUAUUAUGUAAUAACAUUAGCAUAUUAAAUAUUUAAUGAUACAAAUGUACUUUUAAAUUAUAUUUGUUUUAAUUUCCAAUUGUACUAUUCUUAAAUUCGACACAUUAAAUGAUAUUUAACUUUCA
Leptopilina heterotoma is the source of this 2802-nucleotide messenger RNA. It is a transcript of the gene arg, whose product is annotated as arginase, hepatic. Gene Ontology annotation, molecular function: arginase activity; manganese ion binding. NCBI's taxonomy places the organism in Eukaryota, Metazoa, Arthropoda, Insecta, Hymenoptera, Figitidae. The record is from RefSeq and is a predicted model, not a curated record. Gene Ontology annotation, cellular component: cytosol; cytoplasm; nucleus. The transcript is spliced from 8 exons. Bases 137 to 1186 code for a protein of 349 amino acids.